UUAGUUGGGAGAACGUCUCCGAAUGCGGUAAAUCGUGUUGUCAAAGAUCAUAAGUUUUCGUCUAUUUUGUUCCCUCUGUGACUAGAUUUGAAUAAAGAAUUAUUUGUAUGUCUUCUUUUAUCGCAGUCGAACGUCUAGUUUAACAUGAUCAAAUUAUUUUCGUUGAAACAAGCGAAAAAAGAUGGCGAGUCACCAAAGGCUGGGACCCAGAAAAAGGCAUCAGCAGCUCAGCUGAGAAUAACGAAAGAUAUAAACGAACUUAAUCUACCAAAAACGUGUGGUACAGAGUUUCCCGAUCCCGAUGAUUUACUGAGUUUUAAAUUAAUUAUUUGUCCUGAUGAGGGAUUUUACAGAGGUGGUAGAUUUGUAUUCAGUUUUAAAGUUGGACCAAAUUAUCCUCACGAACCACCUAAAGUUAAAUGUGAAACUCAGGUUUAUCAUCCUAAUAUUGACUUGGAUGGCAAUGUGUGUCUCAAUAUCUUAAGAGAAGACUGGAAACCAGUUCUCACAAUUAAUUCUAUUGUUUAUGGACUUCAGUACCUUUUUCUAGAACCCAAUCCAGAAGAUCCCCUUAAUAAAGAUGCUGCAGAAGUAUUACAAAAUAACAGAAGAGUAUUCGAACAAAAUGUAGCAAAAGCUAUGAGAGGAGGAUAUGUAGGAUCAUUUUGUUUUGAACGGUGUCUCAAGUGAUACAGUAUCCUGUCAUUGUUGCUGUAUACAUUUCUUUAGGGACUCACUUUGGGAAAAAUAUCCUAACAUACAGGGCAAAGAUAGGACUGCAAGUCCUGUCACUUGCGUGAUCACUUUAUACACAUUUAUUUUCUUUAUGUUUUGCCAGGCCUAUAUACGUCAGUUUCAUCAAAUACUUUAUAUUUUUCAUUAAUAAACCUCUUAAAAUGUUUAAUACAUAAAGUUUCCUUAUUUAAAUAAAAUGAAGAUACGUUUUGGCCAUGGCAUCAUUUAGUGAAUUUGGAAUGCAAUUGAAGAAUGAUAGAUCAAUUAUAGUGAGCAUUCCACUGAUAAAAUAGGUGUUGCUGACUAAUUGAUAUUGAAUUCUGAGUGGACCUUAGUCAUUAGGUAUACAAAACUUUUAGCUAUAUUUGUUUUUUUACCAUCGUCAUUUUCAAUUUAUGUAUCAUAACUUCAUAUCUCAUUAUUAAUGUAUGAAAUUACCAGCAGCACUUAUUAAGUUUUUCUUCAGUUCUUAAUUACAUAUACAUAAUUUAAUUUAAAUAAUGACUGAGGUGGAAUGUAAGGCUGUUAUAGAAAAACAGAUAUUUUAUUUGGUUUGGCAAAGAUUGCACAUAUAAAAGACAUCAAUUGCCAUUUUUUGUCAAUGGAGGACGUAAGAGUUGUAAUAUUUGUAUGCAUAAAUACGUUCCAUUUAUAUGCAAUAAGAAAUAAUAGAUGAAAGAAUUUCCAAUUACUAUAUAAGUAGACAAUUGUAAUUUCAUAAAAUUACUGAACAAUUGCAAGGCAUGAUCUUUUAUAUCAAUUGUUCAUUCAAAUGCCAAUGGCUUUUUAAAAAUAUAUUCUAAUUUCAAAGAUAUGUACAUAAAAAAUAAAUAAUGUUAUAUGCAUUUUUGAAAUUUCGGAAAAUAUAUAAAAUGAGAUAAUUUAAAUAAAUAAAUUAUCUUUAUAAUCAUAUAUAAAAAUAUCAUGCCAUAACAAUCUGUAUUUACAUAUGUAUGUAUCCUCAUAAAAAUAUUUCUCAUAAAAAUGUUUUACGUCCUCGAAAUUGCGAUCUUGUUAAAUUUCAUACCAAACCAUAAAAUGUUCUUUAAUUUUAAUGAAUUAAUUGAUUUUUAGAUUCGUUUUCAUUUUUUUUUUUUUUUUUUAAAUGACAAUUCGUUAUCUUUAUAUACAAGCGAUGUUAAGAAAGAAUAUAUUAUAAAAAACAUCAAAAUUUUUUAUUUGUAAUUCUAAAAUUAUAAUAAAAUGAACAAAUUUGUUUAAAAAUUGGCUAAUAAUUUACUUUUCGGGAAAAAAGAAAUAAUUUAGAUUCUAAUUCUGAUACAUCACUGUGAUCAUUUUAUAAGAUAACAUU
Molecule: messenger RNA, 2047 nt
Organism: Vespula vulgaris
Lineage: Eukaryota; Metazoa; Arthropoda; Insecta; Hymenoptera; Vespidae
Gene: UbcE2M
Product: NEDD8-conjugating enzyme Ubc12
Exons: 4
Coding region: 145-690 (181 amino acids)
Source: RefSeq, a predicted model, not a curated record